CAAAUCGAGUGUGUUCGCCAAACUCGUCAUAAGCGAUGUAGUUUUUGGCUGAAAACAAAGUUCGCGUGAGGUCACAACCAGGGCUUCCUGUCGAGUUCUAUAAAAGGUUACCAAUGCCCAGCUACAGGCUUACUGUCCGACCUGUUGUAGGUGAUACUAUAACACUCGGACCUUCGACUAGAAGAUCCUUCGCCGCCUCUCUGUACUGUGCUGAAGAUUCUGAUCAAAGGACCGAUGCAGCUAUUGACGGCAGCGCUGUCUUUGGCGCUAUUUUCCCUGGUCACUGAUGCUCAAUCAUUCCAGAUACGGUGUGUCCCUGCACUAGCUCAAGACAGAAGUGUCGUGGUACUAACAUGCACUGUGAACGACGAACUAUAUUCUGGAGUGG
This is a messenger RNA of Geodia barretti, 388 nucleotides long. Lineage: Eukaryota; Metazoa; Porifera; Demospongiae; Tetractinellida; Geodiidae. The record is from the annotation of a GenBank genome assembly.